CCUCCUCCUCCUCCUCCUCCUCCUCCUCCUCCUCCUCCUUCUCCGUAGCCAUUGUGGCUCAAGACGGCAGCCCCCCCCGCCCAGCGGCGUGGGCAAUCAUGACCCGGCGGCGCGAUGCUGCUGGAUCCAUCCCCGUGCGACAUGGGGCCGCACUGGCGCACGUGAGGGACCCCCAGCAGGCGGCGCUGCUGAUGCGGGAGCUGCAAGGCGGCCUGGACCAGGCCUGCAGGACAGGGACCUGCUGCCGUGAAGUCCUGGGCGGCCAGGCCCAGCGGGUUUUGGGGGCUGCCACGGCACUCGUGGCGACCGUGGGUGGCAGCACCCUUGCGCAAGGCCUGGCUCGCCUGCGGGUCGACGGCCAGCGGGUGCCACCCCACCUGGUACGCGCCUGGCGCGAGCUGGAUGCAGCCAGCGCCCUCAUCCGCCAUCCUGGCGCGGCGGAGCGCAUCGUCGAGGUCGCGAACUCCUGGCUCAUGCAGGCGGUGCCUGUCAAGUUCGCCGACGCGCCUCACGACGCGGCCUCCGACGAGGCCUUCGCCUCCACAGGGAGCGUGGGCGCAGUGGCUACGACCGACAUCAACGCGGAGAGCGACAUGUGCGACUCGGACCCCGAGGACGAGCUGCAGAAGGGAGUGAACGACAAGAAGGGCGAGAAGACCCAGAUGGUGCAGGACAUGAGGAAGAUGAAGGCCGCUUUCGGCUACAAGAGCGAGCAGGACAUGGACGACAGGCUGCUCAAGCUGGAGGUGAAGAACGUCGUGGUGACGAACAUCGUCUCCGAGGGGCCUGCGGGGAGCUCCGAGGGGACGGCUGAUCACAGCACCGACGAGCGUUGCAGCCUCGACGGCGACCCGCACGCCGGCGUGAAUGCCAUCGAUCGCACGCAGCUCGCCGGCACCGUCUGCAGCACGCAGUGUACAGCUACGCCCUCGGACACAGCGAGUCAAUCGCGACUCCUCGAGUACUUGACGAACCACGAGGCCGCCCUCCUCUCUGGGUGCAGCGAGGGCCACGCGGCAGGUGCCCCCCCCCCGUGCCUCGACACCAACGCCCUCGGCAUGUGGAAUACGAUGGGCGUCAUGGAUGAGGCGCCCCUGGAUGAGGCUGUCCCCCCCUGGGAGUGCGACGACCCUGAAGAUGACGAAGGCAUGAGGGCCCACAAGCGGCGCUUCCGCGCGAGGCUGAAGCGUAGCUGAUGGGCGCGUUUUGGUUUUGGACCCCUGGCCGUUGGGCCGCGCGUGGUGCGAAGAUUGCCGCGCCUCCCCUGGGGCUCUCCUGGCGGCGCCUUGUGGCGCAGUGCAAGCACUCUUCAAGAGUAAAUUGGCCUGGGGAGGGCCUGUCGCAGCGUGCGAGGGAUGUCGCCCCCCUCGGCACGGCUGGCAAAAUUUUGAUGGCCCUCCCCAGGCACCCGUCCCCGCCCGAACGGACUACGUCCGAUUGCUCCAGCUC
Molecule: messenger RNA, 1449 nt
Organism: Prorocentrum cordatum
Lineage: Eukaryota; Dinophyceae; Prorocentrales; Prorocentraceae
Source: the annotation of a GenBank genome assembly